AUGACUACAAUUCAAACGAAAACUGAAACCAAAGAUGUUACUGGAUUGUCAUUAAUUGCUGCCCAUUCUCAUAUUUCUGGUUUAGGUUUAGAUGAUAAUUUACAACCGAAAGAAAAUUCCCAAGGUAUGGUUGGUCAAUUAAAAGCAAGAAAAGCAGCUGGAGUAAUAUUAAAAAUGAUAACAAUGGGUAAAAUAGCAGGUAGAGCAGUAUUAAUAGCAGGUCCACCAUCAACUGGUAAGACUGCAAUUGCAAUGGGAUUAUCACAAAGUUUAGGUAAUGAAGUACCUUUCACUGCAAUAGCAGCAAGUGAAAUUUAUUCAUUAGAAUUAAGUAAAACUGAAGCUUUAAUUCAAGCAUUUAGAAAAUCCAUAGGUAUUAGAAUUAAAGAAGAAACUGAAAUUAUUGAAGGUGAAGUUGUUGAAAUUCAAAUUGAUAGAUCAAUUACUGGUGGUCAUAAACAAGGUAAAUUAACUAUAAAAACAACAGAUAUGGAAACAAUAUAUGAAUUAGGAAAUAAAAUGAUUGAAGGAUUAACUAAAGAAAAAGUUUUAGCUGGAGAUGUUAUAAAUAUUGAUAAAGCAAGUGGAAAGAUAACUAAACUUGGUAAAUCAUUUACAAGAGCAAGAGAUUAUGAUGCAAUGGGACCAGAAACUAAAUUUAUUCAAUGUCCAGAAGGUGAAUUACAAAAAAGAAAAGAAGUUGUUCAUACUGUAAGUUUACAUGAAAUUGAUGUUAUCAAUUCAAGACAACAAGGAUUUCUUGCAUUAUUUAGUGGAGAUACAGGAGAAAUCAGAAGUGAAAUUAGAGAUCAAAUUAAUACAAAAGUUGCAGAAUGGAAAGAAGAAGGUAAAGCAGAAAUUAUUCCUGGUGUUUUAUUUAUUGAUGAAGUUCAUAUGUUAGAUAUUGAAUGUUUUUCAUUUAUAAAUAGAGCUUUAGAAGAUGAAUUCUCGCCAAUUGUAAUAAUGGCAACAAAUAGAGGAAUUUCAAAAACAAGAGGAACAAAUUAUAAAUCACCACAUGGAUUACCAUUAGAUUUAUUAGAUCGUUCAAUAAUUAUACAUACAACAAAUUAUUCAAGUGAUGAAAUUAGAACAAUUUUAUCAAUAAGAUCAAGUGAAGAAGAAUGCGAAUUAUCACUGGAUGCCUUAGCUUUAUUAACAAAAAUUGGACAAGAAACAAGUUUAAGAUACGCUUCAAAUUUAAUUUCUGUAUCUCAACAAAUUUCAUUAAAAAAGAGACAAUCUCAAAUUGAAUUACAAGAUAUUAAAAGAGCUUAUAUGUUAUUUUUAGAUUCUGAUAGAUCUGUACAACAUGUUGAAGAACAUAAAUCACAAUAUAUUGAUGAUGAAGGUAAUGUUAAAAUAGGUUUAGAUGAAGAUAAAAUGGAAACCGAUUAA
Insectozyma verbasci is the source of this 1398-nucleotide messenger RNA. NCBI's taxonomy places the organism in Eukaryota, Fungi, Ascomycota, Pichiomycetes, Serinales, Debaryomycetaceae. The record is from the annotation of a GenBank genome assembly.